Messenger RNA from Solanum dulcamara, 1753 nucleotides. Its product is annotated as B3 domain-containing protein REM10-like. The transcript is spliced from 7 exons. NCBI's taxonomy places the organism in Eukaryota, Viridiplantae, Streptophyta, Magnoliopsida, Solanales, Solanaceae. Bases 428 to 1462 code for a protein of 344 amino acids. Gene Ontology annotation, molecular function: DNA binding. The record is from RefSeq and is a predicted model, not a curated record.
UUUAAUAACCGGAGUAUAUGGAAGGAAUUGAUUAUUCUAAUCGUAAUUAGUGCUCUGUUUUAAUUGAUUAGAUCUCAGCCAUUAUUAUUAAAUUAUGAUGAUUAUCUGUAUCCAAUUGAAGCAAUAUCUUGGCAAAAAUGGCAAUCCGAGAAGUUUACAGUUUUCUUGGAUUAUCCGCCGGUCUGGCCAGGAAAAAGGAGAAACGGAGAGGAGAUUACCAAAGUUAAUCAACUGAACUAUUAAGAUUUUUUUCCACAAUCGGUAUUUUCCUAUUAUUACUUAGCACUCUAAUGUAAUUUGGAUUUACGCCAUUAAUUUUUUCUUGAAAAUCCAUUGCAAGCAGGAAGGAAGGGCAUUUUGUUGACUGCCAUGAAAAUUGCUCCAAAGAAACCUCAAUUUUUCAAACCAAUUCAGUCAGGUUUCAAGCAUGAAAAUCCCUAUAGGUUUCUUGAAGUAUAUAAAGGGAUUCAACCAUAUUAAACAUGCAACACUGAGAAGUAUGGGUAAAAAGUGGCUGGUGAAGGUGAACGGCUGGCGAUUAGAAGAGGGUUGGAAAAAGUUUGCUAAGGAGAAUGAUUUGCAAUUGGGAGAUUUGUUGAUUUUCAAACAUGAAGGAGACAUGGAAUUUGAAGUUUCCAUCUUUGAUUCGAGUCAUUGUGAUAGAGAAUACAAAGAGUAUCUGCAGCAAGAAGAAGAGGGGAAUAAUGUUGAAGAGACUUCCAAGAGAGUGGAAUUCAGAGAAGCUGUUAUUCACAACUCUUCGGGUCAAUCUCAUUUUGAGUGCAUUGUUAGACCAUAUUGCAUUUCAAAGGGUUUCUUGCGCCUUCCUAAACAAUUUGCAAUGGCAAAUGGUCUCUUCAACAAGAAAUGUGGUCUGAUUAUCAGAGAUGAAAGACAAAGAUCGUGGAAUUUAAGGCUUGUUACCUAUAAUUCAAGUGUCCGAGUAUUUGGUGGAUGGAGUGUCUUCUGCGCUGUGAAUAACUUAAAGGAGGGAGAUCAUAUGAUGUUUGAGGUUGUUGCUAAUGGAGAAAAACCUAUAUGGAAAUUUCACUAUCUUAGGCAUAAGACGUCGGACAUGUCUACUCUGAUAUCGCAAACACCAGCUUCAACAUCUACUGAUGCCAACCCUCAUUUUAUAUCCACUAUCAAACGUUACACCUUCACAAGAACUAUUUUGUAUCUUCCCAUGGAUUUUGUAAAGUCAAAUGGCUUGAUGAGUAAAAGUGAGAUGAUUCUUGUCGAUGAAAAGCAGAGAUCAUGGUCAGUGUGUGUAGGGCAAAUGGAACACCACUUUGGAAUUAAAAGGGGAUGGCCACAGUUCAAAAAAGCAAAUAAUGUUCAAGAAGGAGAUACUUACAAGUUCGAACUCACCAACAAUGGGACAAUACCUAUAGUUCAUGUAAAUAUUCUGGGAAUUAAGGAUGCCAAUUGCCUAGCAUCACAGAAGCCAUUGACAGGAUAAUAUGAAGUAUUUGGUGAUGGGCAAGGAAACUAGCAUGUGUUGUACUUGUGUUUUCAAAGUAUUCUUUCAUGCAUGAUAGUAAUUAGAUUACGGUAAGCUUUAUAUCCGUGAAUGAGAAAUGAAGAGACGUUGUUCCAUAUCGGAGGAAAGAGAAGAAUUAGUUUGGAAUAAAUAGAAAAUAACUUCUACCCUAACUUAACGAGUUGGGAAGAAGGCAAACAUUUUGUCAUCGCUCAACUUGGAUUUGUAUUUGGAUUUGGAUUAUCUGAUUGAAAAGUGUUUCUUUUACAA